AUGAAGCGGACGGCCGAGGAGGUCGUGCUCGUGCACAGCGUCCAGGCGGGCACGCAGGCCGCGGCCCAGGCCCUCGAGGUCGGCGACCGCAUCGUCCAGCUCGGCGACCUCGACCUGCGAAACGCGAAGGUCGACAAGAAGUUCUGGGCGGGCGCGAUCGAGUACGUCAAGGCCGCGCCGCGGCCCCUCGCCCUCGUCGUGCGGCCCCGGGAAACGGCCGCGGCCGCGCCGCCGCGCGACGACCCCCUCGCGCGCCUCGCGGCCGCGGCGCGGAGCCGGUCGGAGCUCGCGGUGCGCAAGCUGCGCUGGGGCGACGACUUCGGGGCCGACGCCGCGGACGAGCGGGCCAAGCUCGCCCGCUACGGCCUCGCCAUCGACGGGGCCUGCGCCCUCUGGCGGCCGCCGCGGCCCGGGUUCCUCGGGCGCGCGCUCGGGCCGCGGUCGGGCUUCCUCGACGACAGGCACGCGCUGCUCUUCCGCCUGCGCGGCGCGGCGCGCGACUCGACGCUCGGCGGCGGCGUGCUCAUCGUCGCGGCGACGGCGGCGAGCGCGACGGGGUCGUCGUCGGCGACGCGGAGCGCCGACGACCGCGCGAGCGACGCCGCGGCGCUCCCGCGCGGCGCCCUCGACGUCGAGAAGGUCGUCGCGCUCGACGCGUGCAAGCUCGCGGCGCGGUCCGCGUGCGGCGCGCCGCGGGAAGGCGAGGCGUCGUUCGACCUGCGCCUCGGCGACGGCGCCGUCGUGACGCUCGCGUUCCCGAAGCCCCGCGCGCGCGCGUGGCUCGCCGCGCUCGGCGCCGCCGUCGUCUGCCCGCGCGCGGGCCUCGGGCCCUGGCGCCACGGCCUGCUCGUCGGGACGGCGCUGGCCCUCGCGGCGGCGCACGCCGCGGGCGACGACGACGACGCGCGCCGCGCGCUGGACGCGGCGCUCGCGGCCGCGGGCGACCUCGACGCGCGCGACGCGUCCGGGGCGACGGCGCUCCACGUCGCGUCGGGCCGCGGCGUCCGCGGGGCCGUCGCGGCGCUCCUCGACGCGGGCGCGGCGGUCGCGGCGCGCGACGGCGCCGGGCGCACGCCGCUCCACGCGGCCUGCGAGCGCUGGCGCGACGGCGCGGCGGCGCUGCUCCUCGCGGAUUCGGCGGCGGCGGGCCUCGCGGACGCGCGCGACGCGGCGGGCCGGACGCCGCUCCGCGCCGCGGCGGACUACGCGGGCGCCGUCGACGGCGACGCGCUCGGCCGGCUGCAGCGCCUCGUGGGCGGCCUGGGCUGCUGGGGCGCGUCGCUCGAGGCGCGCGACGGCGACGGCCUCACGGCCGCGCACGCGCUCGCCGUCCGGCGCAAACACGAGGCGCUCGACUGCCUGCUCCGCUGCGGCGCGUCCGCGGCGGCCGUGCUCCUCGCGCCGCCGCCGCCCGGCGGCGGCGCGCCGCCCCUGCGCCGCGGCGCGACGGCGCUCCACUGCUGCUUCGCCGGCGAGGCCGCGGAGCUGCUCGCGGCGCGCGGCGGGGGCGACCCCUCGGGCGGCGACGACCCGGACCGCGCCUGCGCCGCCGCCGCGCGGUCCGCGGCGGCCGCCGCCGCGGGCGACGGCGACGGCGCGGCGCCGUCCUGGGCCCAGCUCGCGGACGCGCUCGACCGCCUCGACCGCGGCGCGCCGCGCGACCCCGGCAAACCCGAGGCGACGCGCGCGGGCAAGGUCGCGGCCUGGUUCGGCGGCCUCGCCGGCGGACGGAAGAAGGGCGAGGACGACGACCGCUCGCGGCUCUUCGGGGCCGCGGAGCCGGCGGCGCCGGCGGCGGCGCCCGCGACGCCGCCGCGGGCGAAGAAGGCGGCCGCGACGUCCGCGACGGCCGCCGCGGACCUCGAGGGCCUCAAGCAGGGCUUCGCGGAGCGCGGCGAGAAGCUGUCGCGCCUGAGCGACAAGGCCGAGGAGCUCAACAACGCGGCCGAGGAGUUCGAGCGCAUGUGCACGCGGCUGAACCGCGACGCGCAGCGCGGCGGCCGGUGGUGGUGA
This is a messenger RNA of Aureococcus anophagefferens, 2013 nucleotides long. RefSeq lists its product as hypothetical. Gene Ontology annotation, molecular function: protein binding. The transcript has 3 exons. The record is from RefSeq and is a predicted model, not a curated record. The coding region runs from base 1 to 2013 and encodes 670 amino acids. NCBI's taxonomy places the organism in Eukaryota, Pelagophyceae, Pelagomonadales, Pelagomonadaceae.